CCUCCCCUCCAGGACACUUUCGUUUCCCAGAGAUGGAGGAGAAGCAGCUGGUGCUCAGGCUGCAGGCCCAGGACCUGUCGUGCUCGGUGUGUAUCAGCCGCUAUGUGUACCCCUGUACCCUACCCUGCGGGCACACCUUCUGUAAGAACUGCAUAGACAAGUACUGGCAUGAGAAUACUAAGUGCAACUGCCCCGUGUGCCAGAGGAGAUUCAGGGAGCAGCCGGAGCUCAACAAGAACACAGACAUAUCUCACCUUCUGGAGGCGCUACAGGCCCAGGACAGCAGAGCCCAUGAGCACUGCACAUCCUGCAAUGGAUCCGAGGCGCUUAGGUUCUGCCUCCCCUGCGGGGCCCCACUGUGUGGAGACCACCUGGUACUGCACCAAGACCUGCCUGGACGCCAGCGCCACCUGCUGGUAAAUCUCCCCACUGCACCAUGGCCCUGCAGACAGCAUUCCAGGGGCCUGGAGUACUUCUGUGUGCCGCACGGCACCCCCCUGUGUCCAACCUGUGCCCCACAGCAUGAAGAGUGCCAGCCUGUGCCCCUGCUGGAGCUGUACAAGAAGAAAAGGGAAAAUAUCGGGAAGAAAAUCACUUACAUGGAACAGAGUAUAAAAAGUAAGGAGCUCAGCAUCCGCAGCAAGGAGGACGCCUACCGCCAGAUCAAGAUUUUUAUCUGUGAUAUUAAGGAUAAUCUGACCAGGGACUUCAGGGAGAUGCGGGACUAUCUGGAGAAGCAGGAGCGUGCAGCAUUCUGGAGGAUGAAGCAGGAGCAGGAUGUUGCUCAGAGGGAGAUGUCCCAGUUGGUACAGAAUGUGACCCUGGAGCAGGAUGCCAUGAUGAGGAGGAAGAUAGAACUGGAGGAGCAGCUGGAGAACGACUGGAUAUCAAUGCUGAAGGAUGAUAGAUCUGAGACUUUCACAUCUCCAUCAGUGUCCCGUAGCACGUACACAUUUGAUGAGAACCGGAUUGUGGACACUACUGAUGCUGUGACCCAAAUGAAACGGAGUCUCCUGUCUCACAUAAUGCUGGAGGACACCCCCUGCCCACCCAAACAAGUGCUGGAGGACUCCUUAGUAUUAUCUUCUGGAUUUGCACAGCCUCAGGAACCAGAGGUCCGUGCCAGUCUUCCAGUGAAAGCCCCCAGCCGCCUUCUACAGUGGGCGGUCGUUGUCUCUUUUGACCGGGAUACUGUCAGCUGUCGCCUGUCUCUUUCCCCGGAUCUGAAGACAGUGACGGUGGCUGAGAAGAAUUACUCCUACCCAAAGAACGAGCGCAGGUUCUCCAGCUGCCAAGCUCUCUGCUCUGAAGGCUUCGUCUCUGGGCGUAUCUACUGGGAGGUCAGUUCCGCAGACAGCGACGGAUGGGGCAUCGGUGUGGCAGCGUCAGAAAUCAGCAAACAUCACCAACUUGGAGAGAACGACCUGUCCUGGUGCUUGAAAUGGAACAAGGAGCGUCUGAGCGCCUUGCACAAGAAUGAGGAGAUCGGGGUACUGCUGCCUCGACCCCUUGUAGUGGGUGUGCUCCUGGACUGCACAGAGAAGACGGUCUCCUUCUAUUCUAUCACCCCGGACACUCAGAUACUCAUCCACACAUUCACAAUCCAUUUCCAGACACAAAUGUUUCCGGCCGUUUGGUUGUUUGGUCUGAACAAAGGAAAAUCUCUGACAAUACGCGACAUAAGAAGAACGGCUGUAUGAGCCCAUUUCCAUCAAACCCCAUCACGUCUGUCGUCUUCUCUGGAACAUUCUAUAUGGUGCCUUGACCAAAAACAAACCUCAAUGUCAACCUCCAGGAAAAAGGCAGAUCCUCCAUUACAGUCUGAUGAAUACUGUGGUGCCAGAAAGUGAGGAAGGCUGGGGAGCUAGAGUAUAAUGAAUGCUGGGGGGCUAGAAUAUGAUGAAUGCUGG
This is a messenger RNA of Hyla sarda, 1910 nucleotides long. Its product is annotated as E3 ubiquitin-protein ligase RNF135-like. Gene Ontology annotation, molecular function: protein binding. The record is from RefSeq and is a predicted model, not a curated record. Lineage: Eukaryota; Metazoa; Chordata; Amphibia; Anura; Hylidae. The transcript is spliced from 6 exons. The coding region runs from base 33 to 1700 and encodes 555 amino acids.